AUGUUUCGGGGAAAAAAGCGGACCAGGGAGGAGGAUAGGCAACCCACCGGUAAGAUUCCCAUUUUUUUUUCGGUUAACUGAAGCCUAGCAUCUAGGCCAUUAUGAGGUAGUAAUAAGUGUUCUAAAGUCUGUUUUUUUCUAGGAAAUCCUCAGGGACUCUAAUGUGAAAUUAUUCGUGGGUUAGAUCGAAGUUCCGGUUGGUAGGACUGGUGAAGAGGCUUAAAUGGCAAAGUUGUAGAUUGACCAGUUCGUGAAAUUGUGGGGUCUUAGGCUACUGGAUCACCGUCUACGUCUUUCCCGAAAGCCCGUUCCAGUGAGAAGUUAGACAUCGAAUAAAUAAUUGUGAGCCAUCCUCCUGUGAUCGGGUCAAUUUGAGUCUUCUAGUUAACACCUACACAAUUAAUUGACCUGAAAUACAGAGGAACUGCUAAAAUGUCUGACCGGCUUCCACGGCGCGCGAGUAUUCUGUCCUUUGUAUUUUCUGGCGGUAGUCGGCCAAAGCUAACCGCGCUUCCUGACCUCCGUGUUGGGCUGAGUGGGGGGGGUGUGCAAUAUGACGGUAGAUUAAGACCUUGUAUCGGUGCUGAGUAAGAAGUAGGCUUUCAAACCCCGCUUGCCUAAGUGGCAAAGCCCUUUUAUGUCUGAUCCGCGCAUUUUACAUGCGUUCAAGGCAGAUAGUUCGUUCUUACCUGAAAACUAGGCAAAUAGCAGACGAGAAGGCAGUCUUCUUGUGUCAGUUUCCUUGGUAGCGUCUGUUAUUUCGUUCGAGAAAGUGGCAUUUUUCAAAUUUCGGACAGUGCAACCUUUCAAGACAGUGAAUGUGAUGCUAUGUGGCUUUCAGCUGUUUAGAACUAGUUGUUCACAGCCGAUGACUAAGCGCAUCUUAAAACACUAACGGGAGGAUGGUUAGAGGCAGAAAGUAUGAGAAAAGCACAGUUUCAAACAACAGUCCUUAUUGGAGGAACGAAACAGGUCCAAGUGAACGAGCAGAAACCUUUGUGGAGGGUGAAUACUCCUAGGUAGAGCUUCUGGAAAUACAUCUUCCUUCGCACUUAUUUAUGCUGGUUUUUCCGUUCUUGUGUGAAGGAGAUACUUACUACUGAAGUAAUCUUCAUGCCAUUAUGGUACAACGCUAAUUUGUUUCGAACAUUAUUGUUUAUCUAAAGCAUCAUUUAGAAAGUCUUCUUUGUAGUAAUGAAGCCUCCGGACAACCCCCAAAUGCUGUUUUUCUGGCAUGUUUUCUGUUUUUACUCUUGCAUCUCUGAGGUGAUUUCUCGAAAAACGCAAAUAAUAUUUAGUUUACACUGUGACACCAGUUAUGGAGUAGACCUCGAUAACAAACCUGCGUUUCCUCUGCCAAGGUUAAGAGGAUUCUUUAAAGGAUUUGCGUACAUGCUUUGUGAUAGUGUUUAGCGCCAUACCACGAACAUUCGAUCCAGACACAAAACGGAUAUCCUGAUUAGAUUAAGAGACUCAGAUCAUGAAGAAAGUGAACCAUUGCCGCUCCCUAUUACAAGCUGAUGUUUUGGCAACGGUAGGGGGUAAGACCCCAGCCAACUUGAGCUAGCUUGUAGACCGUGUCAUACGUUGAAUGGCGGUAGAGGGGGUUUUACGAGUGGGGCAACACAUAGGACGGGAAGCAAGGAGACACAGAAAACAGAUACCUAUCGAAAGUCUUAUUGUACACUGCCAUUUGGCAAAGAAAGUGCGCACGACAAUUUAAAAAUAAACAAAAAAAAUAAUUGUCAAAAAUAGCCGACUUCGAAUAAACCGCCCCUGUUAAGUUUACAUUUAGUCAGGAAGGCAAGGCAAUUUCAGCCAAUGGGGACAGUGAAUAAUAAGUGUUGUUCGCAGAGGAAUAAAUCGAAGGAAGGGGACUGGUACACAUGGGCUGCACCGGUAACAAUUUCAAGGUCACCUACAGUGCGCGAAUGAGCACUUUCCACGAGCGUGUGAACUCACCAGCGCAGCGUAGUCGAUGCAACAAAAAACAACAUGAGGAAGCAGUAAACGGUCUGCUACUGGGUUGCAGCUCAUUUAACGUUCUGAUGUUGAAACCACACCGCGGGAGAAAAUUUUCUGAGGCCUUCCGGGCGGAAGUCAGAAUGAAUUGCAUCCCCCCUGCAUCCGGGAAGCGAUCACAUGAUACUGGGAGGCGAAUGUGGGGCGGAGCUCGCAGCAUGUCACGAUGGCGUCCUUUAAUUCACACACACACACAUAGUUUCCUCCAACCAGCUUCUGCUUAAAGUCCUUUUAAGUGGAGGAGGCUGCAGACAGAAAAUAGAGAAAACUCUGCGGCGCGGACUUGCACGAGUCCAGGGAACAGAAGCAGUCAAAAAACCGUAGGUCUUUUCACUUAUUACUAUUUCUAUGAUUGCUUUCGGGUCGAAUGUGGAGAUUAAAAAAGGUUGCUAGUACUUUGAAGGGGGGGGGGGGCGAGGGGGCGCCCUCAGUUGAGGUUGCAACUAGUUCGCAAAUGCAUCUGAAAGUGCUCAGGGUCUCUUCAUACUACGAAGGAUGACAUCAAAGUCAGCCUUUAAAAAGACGGCACAGAAGUGUAGUAAUUGCUCGUCACCCAGGUGUAUUCUUCAGAACACAAGAUAUUACUUAUUCAAGAAGUCUUGGAGUUUAAUCAAAAAGCGCUUUGAUGAGUGGGUUAACUAGUCGGUCAGUACUGACUUAUGUGAUCCUCUCAACAGGUCACCGGACUGGGAACGGCCUGCAAUACAGAUGGCGUUGAACCAACUUCCAGUGGACGCAGGGUUAGGGUUAAGGUUAGGUCAAGGAUUAGAUUUAAGACUAAAUUUAAACUUAACGGUAAAGUAAGCCAGGAUCAAGUUUAGGGUUAAGGUAGGGGCUGGUGCUAACUGCAGAGUUUAGGUUUAGGAUAGGGCUAGAGUUCAGAUCAGGGCAACGAUUCAGUUUUAUGUUAGGGUUAUUGUUGGGGUUAGGACACGGGAAUAUUCUUCCCUUCCGGAAUUAUGCACAGGACCACAUAAGUCAGUUCUACCGUUAAUCGAAUUUCUAAAAUGUAAAUCGAUGCUUGUUGAGGGGUUUUAGGCUUUCAGCAUAAGUUUUUGCAAAGCCUUUUCAUCGGAAUAUGCGCACAAAACGUUUGAGACUCACUGGCUAGUUCACAGCAGUCAUCAGCUGGCCCUUAAGUAUCCCAAACUACGGGCACCAGUAAAUAACGGUUGCCUUUAAAUAACUUUAUCUGCAAGCUUAAAAACUGCCCUCGAUGAGAUAAGUUGUCUCUCAUUUUAGAGCGACAUUUUGACGGUCCCUCUGCAUCAAAGUAAAUACGCCACCUUAAAGAACUUUAAGCAGGUGCAUUUAUUAAAAAUAGCCUGGUUAAAUUAAGAAUCUGUCAUAGAUUUAUUUUGAGUAAUCAUUCAUAACUGGCUGCAGAAAUGCGGACAAAUCCACCGUCCCCGGUCGUUUGAUUCCAGAUGCGUUCCACGAGAUUAUGAAGGAUGUGGGACAAACAGAUGCACUAAAACACAGCGAUCACAAAUCGCCGUUGUCUUUAAAAUUCAUAAACAAUUUAGACAGUUGUAAUCGGAGGUAGCGGGAAACGGGGAACUGGUGCGUUCGGAAAACUUGCAUUGUUAGACCAGAAGAGAACCGCACCGCGCCGCAUCCCUCCUCCUCCGCAUCCCCCCAUCGUACUUCCGAGAGCUGAAGCAAGCACAACGCGCGUCUCAGCCACGCGAAUAGUCGAAAACCUCUUACCCCCCCCCCGAGCAAGCCAAUAACAUCGAAAAAUCGAUUGCUCGCACGGCUGGGAGACACGUCGAUCACUACUUGCUGGCGGUAGAGUGCGCGUUGUGAAUGUGAGAUUUGGAAAGUUCGUUCCCAAAUGGCGACGCAAAUUUUUUGACCGUUCGAAUUUCCCAUGGUCUGUCAACAGAAAUUUCCUAACUGUUGUGACUACAAACUCUGCGUAAGUCGGCUCGUAUUAAUGAGUUUUAAGCUAGCCUCUUUGCAACGGAUAGUUGUCAACCCAACGCAUAAGGAACAGUGAGUAGGGAGGAAAGACGUUAUAUGCAAGGAUGUCGCAUAAAGACCCGAAAGUUGCCGUAAUGGAAAUGAUUCAGAGCCGUCCCCCGACUUCCAACUAACAGGUUGCGAGUUCGAGCCCCAGGUGUUCCACACCUCGGGGUUGGGUGUGACUGGCUGACGACGGCUAAUAAGCCAGAAAUGGCCAUCCCAGUCUUCCUUGUCUUUGUUGGUAAUGCUAUUCUGCCUAAAUCAUGCGCCGCUGUGCGGCUGCUGGUUGGGCUCGAGAGAGAGCCCGUAAGACACAAUGGAACGAGUAAGUUCCGUAAGAACGAUCGCUGAGCACCCCCUCUACCGUUAUUAACGAGUCGACCUCAACUACCCCAAUAGCAGCAAUAUCAGACGAUGAAAGGCACCAGGUGUAAGGGUUUAUUCUGUACUUAACACCGAGCUGCUGUCUUGGACGCCGACGAGUUCAGAACAUACAGUAGAUGUGCUAACUCACGAAAUGUUAGCAAAAAUACUGAAAUGAGUUUUCGAUUCGAAAAGGUUACUUAAGUAAGAUUUUAAUAUUAAGGUUCGGGUGGGGGAGAAGGAGAGAGUGCGGUAGAUGAUGGGCAAGUCUAUUACCACUAUAAACUAAUUCUUGCGCAAGUCACCGUCAUACGGUGGAAAUCGUCGGAGACCACGGUCGAACUGUUAGGUGGCGCAUCGCCGGCCGCAGGUUACAAGUUUUCGCAUCUCCAUGGAUGCAGACGAAAUAAGUCCGUACUGAUCGAUAACUGACUUAGGGCCUUGUACGUAUGAAAAACGUCAACGUAUGGCUACAAAGCUCCUAAGGGAACUCUACUCUGCAUUUAAAAGAAGCCCUGGAUUCCGGCCAUAGAUAAGCUCAUGGGAGACACGUGGUGCAUACGUUUUAAUACUGGUCGGAAAGUGUAGUUUCCUUUAAGAACUGGCGAUAACAUCCAAUGACGGGGAUUCUGAUUCUCCGCAUGGUACAGAUAUCAGGCGUGACCCUAUGCCUAACCCCACAAUUAUCGUCAAAUAGGCGGUUGAUGUCGAAAUUAUUGAGGUAGAAACGGAUUUCUCGAAGGUUUAUUACUUAAACCGCCACAUUGCCAUUUACCGCGCAAGAUGAAGCAGGUCAGCUCAGGUUAGAUGAAUCAUCCACGACCUCGAUAACCACCUUGAACGAGGGUUGACUCUGAAACCUUCCGCAGGGCCAAUUUGAAUUUCAAGGUCCUAAAGAACGAAUGAGUAUGUUAGAGCAGCAACUAUUCCUGGAACCUCCUCUAUGCGUCCAAGAAAAAGAAGGACAACCGAAUCGCUUCCAAGGAGCCCUUUAACGCAAUAAUUUGCUCCCACUAUGUCCUAUCAGUUUGUGAAACAGUGGCAGUUUGACCGCCGCAAACGACAUCCCCAAUCGGAGCGGGCAGUGACAGCAGUGACUUGCGCAGCAGCCAUCGCACUCCCUCAUUCUCAGUCACCUGACACCGGUGGGGAAAAAGUGUCCAGACGACCAGAAAGAAGCGCGGACACAGUGACUGUUAGAGUUGAACAGCUCGUCUACGCAUUCCCCGUACGAGCUGCUCUCUACUCUAAAGGUACCGGGCAUCUGUGGAGGUGAUUCGGACCUCCCGUUCAGGGGAGUUUUCAUGGGGACCACGUUAAGAGGAAGAAGCCAUUGCCAAGCCACUCUCAGUCCUCCAGUCGUCCGGCAGGGCAUCGUAGCUCAAGUGGUUAGAGCGUUGGCUGUACUAAAGCCUUCCCCUUACUGUGUGGGUUCGAAUCCCACCGAGGCGCCGAGUUCUUCACAGUUGGGCCAAUAUGAAUUAUUCAAAAUCUGCCAAAACAUCUAUGAAUUUUUCAACUUCCUAGUUGAAAUGCCUGCCAUGAUAAAUCCGUGGGCAUAAACAGAGACCUGCAGAAAGUGGAACGCUUUCUAUAAAGACUAACCACGGGUAACGAUGGUUGGCAUUUUCAUUACCCUAGGCGGCAAACUCUUUCAAACUGCACGAAUUCCCCCUUUUCUUGUUACUUGCCACAGCCGCCAAGAAGGCUAUCAGAUGGCUAGAGCGUUGACUGUACCAAGGCCUUCCCCCUACUGUCGUGCUUUCGAAUCCCAACGAGAUCGCCUGAUUUUUUCACAAUUGGGUCAAAAUGGAUGUGGAUCUAAGCAGCGAUGGCGGGGCAACGCGCACCACAGGCCGACAAGGGCAUUUUCUUCUGAUUGUAAACUUGAGAGCAGUCUAACGCCCCCAACUUUCAUCAUAGCUUCGUAAAAUUUCGGAAUUAUGACCCAAUUAAAUGAUUGCGAGACAAAAGCAUAAGCACUUACACGUUUCCGCGUCCGUUUCAGGGUCUUCCAUUUUGGCACUCCGCACUGACAUGUGAAGGGAAGUGGGGACGAAUUGGUUUGGUAGAGAAAGGGAUAGAAUGCGAGGGCAUCUUUCGCAAAGCGCAGAUGCGAAAAACUGAAAGUCGCAGGAAAGUUUUAGGCACUGCAACAACGAAUGUCUGCGGAAUAAACUAACUUACAUGGGAUCACGCGCAAAGCCAUCUCUUUAUCGUCUCAGUUCAGACAAGCUCCGAGACUUCUGAUAGGGAUCAACCAGCGGGGAUGCAUGGAAGGGGUGCUGGGUCGAUGGUUCUGCUGUGAUGGUUCUUCUGCGUGAAUAAUUGUAAUAUGAGGCAGGCUUGUGCAGCAUCUGCAGCACUCUGCUCCCUCAUCCACUUUGCUGCGACUGCGUGAAGACGUGAGAACGAAUAGAAGUGGGCGGGGACGCAGUGGUUGGCGGGGCUAAACGGUCCCUCUACGCGUACCACACACGGCCUGACUGACACUACAAGUGCGAGGCCUCCGUAAGGACGACUCUACUAGCACAUGCGUGAAUUAUUCAUGAGGACCACACCAAACAACAGCCAUUGCAGCUUUACUCUCACUUAUCCUUUCACUCCGAAAUAGUCAUCGCAAAGAACGGUUAUGCCGUCAGUUGGCAGCCUCCCAAGCCACGACUCCGAGCAGGUCGUAAUAGAUUCAAGGACGUAAGCUUUAGUACAAUGAAGAAUGUAAUAAUAUGCGACAGGAAUGGAUUCCCCAGAAUCGAUCUCUCUUUCCUCUCCUAUGCGCCAGUUGACUGUCCAGGCCUGUUAACCAAUAGGCGAUGGGAUUGGGGAGGUAGUUUAUAAUGAGGCAGACUUAGGCGCGCAAACUGCUGCACCUUCUUCUCCCUCAUUCACCUUUCCUCGAUUGCGAGACAGACAAGUAAAUAGCACUUUUCCCAUACGCCUUCGAGUGAAAAAGAUGACCUAAGUGAGAUUGCUAAACGUAUUACAAGGCAUCGCGAUCCCACGUCAUUUCUCGCGUGGUUGCAUGUUGACUUUGAAGGAAGCCAGUUUCUAGACAACGGUGUAAAUUAUAUUCGGGAUUAAGUAACUACUUAAUUAACACUCUUCGCGUGAACUUUCUGUGGAUGUGCAAACUUUACUGUACCCUACGGAAAGCAUGCCAAAUAAAGCCCUUUUUGCGUACAUUUUAGGAGAAGUCCCCUCGCCUUCACAGCUGGUAUUUGAAGCAAGUGAGUACUUUGGGUUUUUAAAAGUUUGCACUUAUACGAACCUUUGAGUCAUGCAAUCUUUACCCCCCACUCUGGUUUAUAAAUACUGCCCACAAAUUAUGCCACCUGGUCCAAAUCUACCGAAGUGCUCAAUGAGAAUCAAAGGUCAUUUUUAUGUGCGCUUGCUUCCGACAAGGCCAUAACACAGGUUGUAGUAGGCGUUUUUUUGGCAAAUUUGAAUAAUUCAGCUGACCUUAUUAUAAAAAACUUGAUAGUUCCAGCGGGAUUCGAAAGCACAAAGGGUCUUAAGUACAGUCAACGCUUUAACUACCUGAUCUAGGAGGCCCCGACCGAGAGCCCUUAUUUAAAUCAUAUGCGAGUCAGUAUACCUGUUUAACCUACCUCAAAGUAGGGAACUCACAAACUAUGAUACAGUAGGCUGAGAGGGCAAGUAAGUUUUUAAAAAAAUUAUAUCUAAAAUUCAUUAGAUUAUCUUUCAGCUCAGGUGGCUAGACUGCUAGUUGCAUUCAUCCACUGCCUUUGCUGCCUGGGGUUCCAGUCCCACCUAGGUCAUGUAGUUUCUUAGGGAUGACUUAACUCAAUAAAAACAUUGGACAAUCAGAGAUUUGUUGCUUUUACUUCCUCAGAAACUAACCCUUAACUUGGAGUAAAUCAGUUUAAAUUAAGUACCGUACUGGUUAUUGUACAAUUCUGACAUAGAAGGCAUUCACAGACAAAUUUAUACCAGUGACCAAUGCUUUUGUAUGUAAUUACUUACCUAAUUUUUUUUCACACCUGCCUUACACACUGUUUUUUUAUGACGUUAUUGUAACCAAAAGGGAGUUUAAAGGCGCUCGCCUACCUUUCCCUUAAUAAACCUGAUCUGAUCUGAUAAGGUCUUUAGGCGCAGACCGAAAUUUGGUCCGACCUCCAUCGGCCAUAGCGGGAUAACCGCGUAAUAUUCAUUAACUGCCGACAGGCAGUUAGUAGCAUAUAUUUUAGUGUGACAAGACACCAUACUAAUAGAACAGGUACUAUCUAGUAUGGUAUCUUGUAACACUAAAAUCAGAUAUUUAUUCUCGAUCGUUUUUCCAGACGAAUAGGAAUACUCCCAGUCAAAAAACCAACACGGUCACUUCCGGCUUUCACUGCAGUCUCCGGUCGCAUGCGAUUUGGUAGCCCCACCUGAAGUAAACAAACCCCCGUCACCUCUAAUACGGGACCGGUAGUAAUAGAGGUUUUUACAGGUGGGGCCGGGGAACGCGCAGGCGACGAGGACAAGUAGUUGCAUGCAAAAGAAAAGCCAUUGGGAAUGCGCGGUUGGACUGUGAAUGGUUGAGAAAUAGUUGCCCUAACCCCUAAGCCUAACCUCUAACCAUAGCCCCUAACCCUUAACCCCAACCCUAACAAUAUUGUGUCCAUCAGGUGGGGCUACCAAACCACAUAUUACCCAGCUUUUCCUUUAUGUAGGCAGUUGCGGUCUAUAGUUUAUUACAGGUAGUUUUUGCCACAAUUCCAUUAAGUUCGGCGCAUGCAGUAUACAAGUUCAAAGACGUGAACUUGGUAGGAGAAUCCUCGGCGCAUUUACUCUAACCGAGUGUCCUCACGUGCUACAGACUCAUUGAGAUGCACAGAGCCUCCUCCGCGCAAAGCACCAACUCACUUACAUGGUAAUUAAUUUUUUUACUGCUUGGCAGUCCGGUAGUACAAAUGUGUAGAACCGGAGGUACUAUUUGGAACAGUGAGCUCGAUGUACUUGUAGGCUCAAGUGGAUUGGAAACUUUUCCUACGAAACGAUGCGCAAAAAAGUGGAUUAAGCAAUUAGCGUCUGAAAGCUGGUUUGUGACGCGUAGUGGGUAUUACCUCAACUGUCCCUUUAUGGAGAGGAAAGGAGGGAGACCAGUGGGAGGGCUUUAUUCUGUACAGGGUCCACACCCGCAUUGACAUGUUUGUUCUCCAGGCGAAAAUAAAAGCGAGCCUGCACUCAAGAUGUGCUCAUGAGAGAGCACUUCAGUUUUAAUGAUUGGCUUGGGCUUGGACGCCCCUGCCCGGCUGACUGUGCUGAUGCGGACCUGCAGCUUUCGUCCGAAAAGAUAAUUAGCUUUUGUUCUGCUGGACGUGACUGCCAGUCAGAGAAGAUCUGGGACACCAUGGGAGGUUCACAGCGUUCACGCAUUAUAUAUACAUACAUAUGUAGUACAACGUAGAUAAUCACGGAAUUCCCCCCCUCCCCUCGUAUGCUGGUACCGUACAUUAAUGUUUGUUUGAAUUGUCUGUUUUUCUCAAAGCCACCUUAAAAUAGUAUUUUUAUGGAAAAAUUGCCGUGGACAAAUGUUUUGAGACAAUUGUCAGAAGAAGGAAAGUCAUUGGAGUUGUUAUAUUUACCUUAUGCGUCACAAAAUGCUGUCCUCUAUACCGACCGCAAAACAACCUAUUUAAAUCCCUUUGUUCAGACUGCAUGUUGUCUAGUUUUAGAAGCUUCGUACCCCGUAACAACCAAGGUUUUGUCUAGAAAGGCAUGAUUUUCUAGGCUUUUUCUCUUAGGAACGACCUAUUAUGCCAUUCCAGUGGCAAAUUGUGCGCUGACAUCGUUUCCCACGGAAAAUCUAUAACAGCUGAACACUCCAGUAGUCAUUUAGAACUACAAAUCCAUCGUGAAUGCUCAUAUUACUAUCUGACCGAGUGGCCAUAACAUAGGUGGUUGAGAAAACUUAACGGGAAAGUCAGUACCCCUUGGUUUUUGAACUAGCCCGAGAUCAUGUUGCAUGUUAUUAUUCCGAAAAAGCCACCUGUACAACCCCCUACUAGUUGAAUUCUUGUUUGAACCCUUCGGCAAAGGCUUCACAAAGUUCAAUUCUUGGGUGCAAACUGAACUCCCAAGUCACUUUUCUGAUAACUGAGCGAACAUGUGACAAUGUUGUUAUAAACAGUAUCUUCGAUUAGUCGGAAACCACACGUAGUCAUGCUAACACUUCAGUCCAGAAAUAAAUCUGCCAAGCGGCUGCAGCUGUAAGCUUUCGUCAGCCAGAAGGCGGUUCUCAUCUGUCAGGUGUCCAAAUAUGCCCCAAAUAUGUUAACAGGAAAGAAUCCCCAUAUAGCAUAUAGAUUCCCUUUUCCCGUAAAUCUGUCCGACAGUACCACCAUCUUAAGUGUACAGGUUUUUUGUCAGCGGAGGCGCCGAAUGUUUAUGCGUCGUUCAGGGAGUUCCGGACUGCGUCCAUAUAUCCACAACUUUGAUUCUGAAUAAGCAGAUAUAAUCAUCCCUGACGUUCGAAACUCUAGAGCAAACACUUCUUCGAAAUGGUGCACGAUGGACAUUUCCCGGCAGGUGAAGUCAUGAGCACAUUUCAACCACAAAGACCCUCACAUCAGGUACCGAGUAGAAGUAGACGGGAAGCAGGUUCAAGAAAGAAUGCGUUGUUCAAGCUCAUUUGCAACAAGACGCAGAGUCCGCUUCCGGGCCCGCUGAUACAGAAGUCUGAGUGCGUAUAGCAAGAGCAAGUCCACGUAAAUCCUGGAAUUGAUUGGUCACUUUGGACGGCUGUAAUAAACUGGAUAUCGCACAGAAUCUCUCGGUGUCAGAAAUUGGUCAGACGCGAUUGAGGCAUCAAACAAGGCCUUACAAUGUCAGGCGGAUAAUCUGCCGUUGAUUUGAGUGCGCACGAGUGCCCUAGACGGACACUCAGUGUAGAUACCAGAAGUUGCAUCACUGCAAACAUAUCCGACUGGUCUCUUCCGAGACCAUCUAUCCCCUGACAGCGUAGUGCUUACCGCCUUAGGUAUAAACUGGUCGAACAAAAGCCAUUGCUUGCGAGAAGGGAUGGCGGAGAAGGGGGUUGGUGUGAUAUUCCCAUCCCCCGAUCGGUUACUUAUAGGCGAAUCCGUAAAUCCCUCCAGUGAAAUAGCCAUUGGAGUCCUCCCUACCUUAGUCGUCAAGAAUGUCGACCACGAGAGAUAAGUAGGGGAGUAAGCUGAAAAAACUCAAUCACCAAAAAACCCAAAUGCAAAACAUGUAGUGUCGUUGACCCGAGACAGCACAAAAUCCCUUUUCCCGUGCGCUAGGGUCUCGCACCUGUCUGUUUAAUGCGAAAACUGGAAAUCACAAGUGCGUCUCGAGAAAUGUGUUGAACUUUUUGAGUGCGCGCAGUCGACUGGUCAACCGGGCGUAAACACGCACACACACAGACAGACACAAAAAAUUAAGUGCCAAACUCCUCUUUCGGGGGGGCAGACUGGCCUACUGAUUUGCAUAUAGAUGACAGAAGGUGGGUUUUGGAGCCAGUCAGAAGGUUUCCCAGGACCUGUGCGACUUUCCGACAGUAAGAACGCACAGCAGUCUGUAGCGCUGACUCUGUUCCCCCACUGAUUUGUCUUCCACUUAAAUUACAGUCUUACAGAUCAUGAAUUCGUAAGAUUACUCCACGCAGAAACCCGGUGUUAGUGACGACAGUUUGACCGUUGUUCCCGACAUUGUCCACCUUGUGCUCCACAUCAGCUGAGAGCAGGGACGGUGACUUGUGCUGCAUCCACCGCACUCUCUCCUUCCCCCCCACACCUGGGCCCCGUGUCAAAACAUGGUCAAGAAGACCGGAGGCGUGGGAGGGCGCAGGUGGAUGACACAGUCGAGCCUGCUCCUUGACGCUCCACUCAAUACCCCCUGGUCCACACAGAAAAUAACCAGAUUUUUGACCGCAACAACAGUGGGCGGGGGGGGGGUGGCGGAAGGGGUCCCAGUGUGCGCGACGUCUGCCGCACGUCGAAAUGUUGGCAUUUAUUAUGGUGCGCAAAUCCGAUAACGCCUGCCAGAAUCCGAUAUGACCCCCGUGUUUGUCCAGCGCAUCUACCACGUGGCCCGUUUGGGGAGCACGGUAUUAAUGACAACAGAAGGCGAACGCAUCCCAUUCGUUUGUCUUCCUCACAGCUCCGGCUCGAAAAAGACUUCCGUCCAAUCAUCCGGUCAAACCUGAUAGUUAAGGAGACAGAGCCCACCAGAUUGGGUGGGGUUUAUUGUGCACAGAAGCCUGAGUUGUCCUCUCAGGCGGACAAUGACCGCUGGCAAAGGCGGUGCCGGUUUUGACUGCAUCUAGUCCUGCCUGGGAGCCUUGGGACAGUGGUGGCGGCUGCUCUUGGAAGUUUGUGGGGCAUUCUGAAGUGGUGUCCAAUUGGUCUGUGUGUUGCCUUUUCGAGAGGUGGUGUUCAAGCGGCUUGUGUUGUGUUCGCAGGGGAUGGUGUGUUUAAGUGACGCAUGGGCAGCUGUGACUCUGUGGAUGCGUGUGCACCCGAGUUGAGGUCGGUCGUUAGGCCGCAAGUCAGCGCAUCUAGAACUGCUCACUGCGAAGAUGAAUGACCUUGAAGCAACGUGACCUUGAAGAAGGACGUCAGACGUGGCCAUGGGGGAUGUCGGCAACAGAUUUAAAGCUUGUAGUUUGCAAUGCCAGUGCAAUGGCAGGCCAGGUCCAAAAUUAUUCGGGAAUUGGGGUUUUUUUAAACUGAAAGACACGCUUUUUUCGAGCAAAAAUUUAAAGAAGACGUGAGUUGCUACAAAUUGAACACAAGGAAAAUAUCAUCGUGCAUGUUUUUGUGUGCUACGCUUGAAUGUGUAAGUGCAUCUAAAAUCAAUUAGAAAAAUUCGUACUACUUAAGUGGCCAUUUUUUGCCGAGUGCAGUUUUUGCAGGCGACCGAAAGGAAGUUUGGUCAAGAGCCGGCACCCUGAAGUGACUGAAAGAUCUCCUGAUAAGGCUGCGCAACAGUUAGUCUAAGGACCAUAAUUAAGUAGUCUUUUUCUAUUCGAAGACACAUUUCAAAGUUCCGAUUAAGAUUUUACGAGAUGGCACAUAUACUGUACCUUUAAAUUACAUUACAUGCCUACGGAUCAUAAAUAGGUAUGAAUACUCCACUCAGAAACCUGCCAAUAAUGGCAAUAAAAGAUGAACAGCAUCCUAUUCGUUUGCUCGCCCAUCCGUAAUCAGGAGGAAGACGAUUCAGUAUAUUUAAAAGUACUGCUCAUAAAAACACGCCAGAGAUCUCUGGCUGAUUUAUCUUUCGUAUCCCCUUAUGGGACAGCCUUCGGCUGGAAAAACCUGGACGUUUGACCCAAGUUCCCUUGGAGACUGACCUUCCCACUCUGCCGGCUGAUUUAGGGGCUCACGCCCAAACAGGAGUAUCCAAAGGAAUUAGCGUUCACUGCCCUAGCUUGACCUUAGCACAGAGUACAGGCUACUCGCCAUGAUUCGAAGGCCCCGUUGUAACCAUUCGUAGGCGGAAACAGUCAAGAGAACGCGGUCUCUGAACUCAAAUAGUGCCGAAUAAUUCACUGAUCAAGUGUGCCCGGGUUCCAAUCCCGGGUCUUCACAAGCUAGGGCCGGAGCAUGACUGCCCAAUUACGGCAAACAAAUGAGAAACGGGCAUAACAGGCACUUUUGACUUUAUCGGCGAUAUUGCUUUCUUGAUGAUUAGCUGACCAUUCUGUCUUAUUAGUGCGAUCGAUGAGAAAAUUCCAGCUUCUCUCGUAGUGUCUCUUCUUGCGUUAACUGUAACGUUUGUCGCAAACUGGCACCGGCUUCUCCACUCUGUCUGUGCCAGUGAGCCCAUUAGUCUCUGCUUAAACCAAAACCCCCACCUUUCGAGGUCAGUGGCGUUGGACUUCUAACUAACAGGUCGCGAGUUCGAGCCCCAGGUGUUCCACACUCCGGGGUUGGUUAUGAAUAGCUGACGACGGCUAAUAUGCCAGAAAUGGCCAUUCCAGUCUCCCUUGACUUUGUCGGUAAUACCAUUCUGCCUAUAUAUCAUGCGCCGCUGUGCGGCUGCUGGUUGGGCUCGAGAGAGAGCCCGUAAGGCAAAACGGAACGAGUGAGUUCCGUAUGAACGAUCGGUGAGCGCCCCUACCAUUGUAUAUUCCCGAUCGAAAACCGACAGGGCAACGGGCUCGUGGCGCAAUGGUUAGAGGCGUGGACUUCUAGCUAACGGGUUGCGAGUUCGAGGCUCGGGUGUUCCACACUUCGGGCUUGGGUAUGACUGGCUGACGACGACUAAUAAGCCAGAAAUGGCCAUUCCACUCUCCCUUGUCUUUGCCAGUAAUGUCAUUCUGCCUAUAUAUGUGUGUGUACGGCGCGGAUGUGAUACCUAAAUAUCCAUUACUGUGGCUGUACAAAUGAGAACACAACUACUCACAUUUUCACUCCUUUCCCCCAUGCGCGACCGUUGGCGUCGAUGGAAUUUCCCAGCUGAAAAGCGCUCUUCCGGAGCAACAAAAAACAACGCUACUCACGGGUACCUAAGCGUGGGAAAGCUAGAGUACAGGCGGCUGAGCUCAAGAUAAAGUUGUGAGAACGAUUAGGAUGGAGCGGAAAGAAGGUGUUGGGAAGGCGAAGACCUAAAUGGAUUAAUAAAUUAUGACAGUAGGCGCUCACCGAUCAGGUAGGUUACGGAUUAAUAAAUGUUUAUGACCGAGAAAAACUACUAGGCUUUACGUUUGUGUCGUGAGUGGGUACUAAUUACAGGCUGACACACUCCUCAUGUUGCGAACUCCUAAAGGUUAGACUUGGUGACCUGAAAAUGCUAUUAGACCCGACUUCUCUUUCUAAAUAACGUCAAACCCUGCUUUAGUAAGCAACCCAGUUGUCACAGUACUUGCUACGCCGUCGAAGAUUAGGCGGCGAGGUUUGAUCCUGCAAUCCUACUCGAUUUGUACCAUAUGGUUAGCUAGGUUAUCCCAAAGUAAGUAGUUUAGCUAUGGCUUGGUCUACAGUGGUCGCAUCUCGACUGAAAGGAUAAUCUAAAUGAGGCAGUAUGUGCACUGCAGGUCAGAGGAAACUGAGGUCGUAAGAAGCGACAAAUAUGUAAGGCUAUAACUUACUCAAACAAAUAUAGUAGGUAUUAUUUCUAGGCAACGGAUAUUUGGGUGUCAUCUCCCGAUUAUUGCCGCUUCCUGAAACAAUUUUAGUUAACAAACCUAACUUAACCAUUUGCUGGAUUAGGGAGGGAAGGAGAGAGCAAGCAGAGCUCGAAACACGAGGAGGGAAAGGUGUAUGAACUGGUGCUUUGUGUAACUGAAGAUGGCGUGUGCAGACUCCCCGCGACACAGCCACUAGCUGGAUUAAGAGGUCGCAAUCAAAACUGGAAGGCUACAGCGGGAAGCGCAUGUUUAUUCACAGAUUAUGGCCACUAUGGUGGAACCGGCGGAGUUUCACACCGUCCGAACAAUGACACUCGCUGGACUGAGAUAAUAACGAGGGCGCAAGCAGGGCUCGAAGCAAGCGCAGGGAAGAGCGUGCGAGCUGAUACCUGAUGUAAACGAGGCUGGCGUCUGAGCACUCCCCGCCGGGUGCAGUCACUCGCCGGGUUAAAGUGGCAAGUAAGGCGAAAACACGUGAUGUAUGCAAAGUCAGCGUAAUCGCACCUGCUAAAAUUGUCUUAGUAGCCAACCGUAUAGUAUCGAUCAAGUGGGGCAGCAGGAUCAAACCUCGCCGUUUUCCGGGCCAUCGUUUACGCUGAAUGAUUAUCGAGGCCCCGUCAAGACGACGGGAGGCGGGCGCGGGUGCAGUAGCCGACAAAAGUGGAGGACCCGUCUACGCGUGCCACACACGAGCUGGUGCCCAGUGCAGGCAUCAGGGUACAGUAGGGGGUGGCUGGAGCAUCACGUGUGUGGCAGUGACAAAAGGGUUACGUCAAGAAGGGGUCCUUGCUGUCCCAGUGAUUUGUCCUGUCAGCUGGCAUCCUCGCAAGCCACGACUCUUGGCAUGUCACGAUUGAUAUAAUCUCGUCAGCUUUGUUGCAGUGGUAUCAAUCAAGUGGGGCUGUAGGACCAAACCUCGCCGAUUAGGCUGCCGACGAUUAAGCUCUUCCAGACCUCGGCUUGUACUGAAUGAAACCCUUGUUAAAGGAAAGUUCGGUGAUCAACUGAUGAGCGUGAGGAACUGCGAAACGAUCUUUCAACACAGAGUAGACCCAAAAAGGCGAAGGGAGCCGCGGUGCUCACGUAGGUCAGAGGGCGAACUAAGGAGCAGUCAUUGUGGCCGUACCCUGUCGGUUGAUAACCCCCAAAGCCGCGACCGGUAGUGGCCAGGUUUAUGACUGUGACAGAUUGAUUGAUUUGCCAUGAACAUGAAGUUCUCAGAAUUAGUCUUACUCGCUCUCUUUCUCUUCUGAUAAGCCAGCAACCUAUCCAAGUCUUUGGCCGGCCGGAUAUGAUAUUGAGGGCAGGGAUUGACGUUGCAUGAUUUUCCCGUAGUAUGUGUGCCAUAGGUCCCUACAACGGUCUGUGUUGGAGAUGCGUUGGGCCUGUAGCGUCUAGGCGGUGAGUGCACUCAGGGCGUUACAAUCAUCAGGCGAAGUUCUGAGUUAUAGGAGGAGACAGAAUUCACCAUAAUGAGGGGUAUUCCAUACGGUGACAGAGGUUGCUAGUGAGGCCAAGGCAGGUGCUGACGGUGUUAGGUCACUGUUGAGAGAGAGAGAGGUAGGUAGACAGAUAGAUGGAUAGGGAGAGAAUUGAUGGUAGCUGUUUUAAUAGGUUCGUGGGGAGCUGGUUCAAGUGUUGUUCAAUUGGUGUGUGUGUUGCAUUUGCCGAGGGGUAGUGUGUCUAGUGGUUUAGGUUGCAUUUGCCUUGGGCAGCUGCGACUGUGUGGACGCUGAAGUCCGUCGAGCGACAGCACGCCAAGGCGUCCUGAACCGCUCGCCGCGAGGGCGAAUGACCUUGAGGCGGUGCGACCUUGGAAAAGGGCGCCAGACAUCACAAUAAUGGCUGUCAGCAACAGACCAAAACGGGGAGUCAGAAUGCUUUACGGCACGCAGCUACCGAGCAGUGCAGAGUUCGCGCGAACCACGUCAGCCAUUGUGUCCGAUCCCAUCGCCAAUUGGUUGACGGGCUCGGCCAGUAGACUAAUGCAUGAGAGAUGAAAGAGAGAGGUCGCUUCCGGGGAAUAUAUCCCUAUUGCGAAUCAGAAAAUUCCUCGCCAUAAUAAAGGUUACGCCCUUGAAGCUAUCGCAGCGUGCUAAGAGUCGUGGAUUGGGAGGCCGCCCACUGACGGGAUAAACCGUUCCUAACGAUGGGUAUUUCGCAACGACUGGAUAAUUGUGAGUCAAGCUGCGAUGGCUGCUCUUUAGUGUGGCCCUUAUGAAUAAUUCACGCGUGAGCUAUUCGAAUCGCCCUUACGGAAGCCAGGUACUCGCGUGUGGUACGCGUAGAGGGGCCGUUUAUCCCCGCCAACCACUGCACCCGCGCCCACUUUCAGUCGUUCUGGCAUCUUCCUGCAGUCGCAGCAAGGUGGAUGAGGGAGCAGAGUGUUGCAGAUGUUGCACAAGCCUGUCUUACGGUGGGAGACGGUGGACGCCGUCGCUCGGGACGGUUGGGCUGUCGUAUGCGCGUCAUACGCAUGCAUGACAAGACGUACGGGCUCACACAGGCUCAGCACAACUCGAAUGGCGCAUGUAGCGAGCCACUUUGGUCCUGGUUUUGGUAAGGCGCAUCAGCGAUCCAGCUCAUCUGGAGGCCGAUUUAGUUCCACACAAUAUUGACUGGCAGACGGACAAUUCGCGCCAGAGUUAUGAAAGAACCUCAGUAUUUAUCCCCAGGAAUUAAAAAACUGGGCUUUAUACAGCACAUUCCUUAAGCCUCAAGACGUGGAAGGCUGCUGUGGCACAGUGGUCUGGAAACGAAGACGUGCACGGCCACUGCUCAUAUGGCCCAUAUCGACCCAGCACUCCGUCCAUGUAUUUCCGCUGGCUGAUCUUUCCUCGAUCUUCAUCUCUUCGUGGUCUUUAUCGCCAGUUUCGGAGCUUGUCUGAACUGAGACGACAAAGAGAUCGUUGUGCGUGUGAUCCCGUAUAAGUUAGUCUAUUCUACAAACCCUCUUUGUUUCGACGCCUCAGACUUUCCUGCAAAUAUCAGGGUUUUGUAAAAUAUGCCCUUGCGUUUUAUUUCUUACUCUGCACAACCAAUUGUCUCCCUCGUUCCCCCUUCACCUAUCAGUGCGAAGUGCCAUAAUGGAAGACCCUGAGUGGAUGCAAUUCAUGGACGCGGAGACGUGUAAGUGCUUAGACAUUUGUUUCACAAUUAUUUAACUGGGUCAUAAUUCCGAAAUUUUACGAAGCCAUGAUGAAAUUUGUUGGCGUUAGACUGCGCUCACGUUUACAACCAGAAUAAAAUGUCCUUGUUAGCUUGUAGUGCACCUUGUUCCGCCAUCACUGCCUAGAUCCACGUCCAUUUUGACCCAACUGUGAAAAACUCGGCGACCUCGUUGGGAUUCGAACCCACGACAGUAAGGGGAAGGUCUUGGUACAGUCAACGCUCUCACCAUCUUAGCUACGAGGUCCCACCGGGUUCACCUUGACAGGUCGUGUCCCUUGUGCUAAAGACACUCACUGAAAUUUAUCUUCUGCUGUCGAAAAUGCACACAAGCAAAGAUUCUGUUUUCUGCCUGAUUUAUUGAGAUGCGACGGUCAAAAACUUGAGGCUUUCUAAAUCAAGAGUUAGGGAAGACGUAGUCACUGGACAGUCUUUAGUGAGGUUAAAGAACGCGCGCGCGGCUCGGCGGGCUAAGGCAGCCCGUGUUCUGACUGGCCGCAUGCCAGUCGCUUUAAGUUGUCAGUCCCGGCGCGAGGCGCAUGCACCCGAGCAUUGUCUGGCUGUGGCCAAUCGAUGAAGACGAAAAUACCGAUAGAUGUCGCUGGCCGACGAGCCGAAGGCUGAGUCACACACGCGCCCGCAGUGAUUAACAGGCGUGUUAGACAAACCGGAGGCGGCAUGCAUAAACGGCAACGAUGGCGACCGCGAGAGUGGACCGCUGGAGAAUGGAUCGGAGACGUGGAUACUUUGCGUAGUGCGCAUGACGAAUCUGGUAAGUAUGACUACCCGAGGAGCUAAUCAAGUUAAUUUAAUAUUAGUAACUUUGUAGGAGUUUCAGUCUGUGGUGGUAACUGGCGCAACAGGUCGGUCCCGACAUCAGACACCAUCGUGAAGCCGAGGAUUUUGCUAGGUAACUCAGGCCUUACAGUCUGAUAGCUACUUGCCGUCCGUGGCAAGAAGCAAGAAAAGGGAGGAAUUCGUGCGGUUAGAAACAGUUUGCCGUCGAGGGUAAUGAAACUGUCAAUCAGCGCUACCCGUAGCCAGCCUUUAUAAAAAGCGUUCCACUUGCUGCAGGUCUCUGUUUAUGCCCACGAAGUUAUCGUAGCAGGCGGCUCGAAUAAGGAGUUUGAAAAAUCACAUUCUUUCAAGAUCGUAAAUUUGUGACGCAGCACACUCACACACGUACACACCGAAGAAGUGAAAAAUCGGCGUUACUGUAUCAACUUUUUGAGAAUCCGUACAGUAACCUAGCGGAACUAGGGAAACAUACGUUUUUUACGUUUAAAACCAUUUAAACACGCUUAGCGUGUGCAUUUUCACUUGAGGUACUUGGAUUUGAACAUUUAAAUGAAUCAACUUGUCGUUUCUUAUUCAAAACCCACAAACAAUAGCACGGCCUGUAUAAAAGUGUAAUUACAUUGGUUAACAGCCGGAGACUGCGUUACCGAUGCCUUCCUACAGAUGGAAUUUGACAAAAUCGCCGCCUUCUACAUGGGUAUGUAGAAUUCUGACUUUUCUACAGUUUUUCGUUCUUUCCGUACAAGUACACAUAAAUACGUCAAACUUAACAAGUUUUAAAACCUCCCCAGAGAAAGCAACGAGAAAUACAUUUAAUAACGUGCUUUUUACAGUUAUGGCUUCCAACUGAUGCCGCCGUACGUGCAGGGUGUACAAAAAACGGUAUACACACUUUGAAUAACCCUGAAAUCAGUGUUUAUUAAAACACUAAUUAAUUUUAACAUGCGACAAAAUCUACGGACAUAGUGCGCCCAUCGGCCUUAUCUGUGGAUAUGUUUGAUGGUGAGUGAGAAUCCGAAACGUCGGGGGAGUUAAUUUCGGUUGGACAAGGGAAUAGGUACUUUCAGCAUAUCACAGGUGACCUCUUGUUGAAUUCCAGAGGGCAUGAGAAUACUUGUGUUUCGAGUCAGUGUUUAGGGUCCGUGAAAGCGCACCAGUUUAUAUUCACCGGGAGGUGAACUGAUCGAUUAGGUGAUGAGUGCUAGCCCGCGAUUGGUUGACGUGUGCGGACACGUCAGUGGCUUAUCUGCGCCAAUCGCUAAGCCGGCAAGUCCGAGGGAUAGCGAUGAUGAGGUGACUGCGAAAGUCUACCGGAUGCCGAGAAAUGGCGAAUGGGGAGAAGCCUACAGAGUCGUGACUACCAGUAAAGCACGCCUCUCAGCAUAACGAUGCAAAAGUAGAGCGCAGACCAUUGAAGGCUACUUGAAGUUCACUAUUUUUAUCCAUACCUAGAUGCUCAAGACCAUGAAUUCGACAACGUAUCCCUUGAUGAACUACUAACUGCGAAUUCAGGUGAGCUAGAUCUUGUAUGAUUCGAAGUCUCAAACUAACAUUUUGGUGAAAGAGUGUGCUUUUGCUACCUUUUUUCUCUAGGCAUAUGCACAGAUGGAACAGUUUUUCCAACAGAGCGAAAUCCGUGAAAGUUAAGACAAAACUGCGAUUUAACACACACAAAAAAGAAAACGACGACAAAAGCGCCCGGAGGCGCAUAAAUUCAGUGUGUUCUGUAAACGAGUUCAGAGCGAGAGGUUUGAUUGAAUGUCGGCCAGCUUGGGGCAUUGGCACUCGCUAGACGAUGGCUCACUAUCGUCAAUAGUAGCAACGUGGUCGUCAAGUACGUCCAUGCGUCUAGACACCCUGGGAAAGUAGGAUGGUUUUCUUUACGAGAGUCCGCAGUAGAAACCAUUCUGUUGCCCUGGCUGGAAGACAACCUCCAUUCAUAAGUAUUUACCGACAAGGACAGGCACUGUAGGAAUGACCGCUCCUGGUUCGAUCGCGUAACGGAACUCGCUCGUCGAGUUGUGUCUUAUGGCUCUCUCCCGAGUCUCGCCAGCAGUCGCGCAGUGGAGCGUAAUAUAGACAGAAUAGAAUUACCAACAAUGACAAGGGAGAGUGGAAUGGCCAUUCCUGGCUUAUUAACUGUCGUCGGCCAGUCAUACCCAACUCCGAGGUGUGAAACACUUGGGGCUCGAUCCCGCGACCCGUUGGUUAGAAGUGUAACAUCCUGAACUACAGAGCCACGGGUUCGUGUUCCUGCCGGUGCUCGAGAGGGAGCCGUAACGGGAAGAGUGAGUUCCGUAGCGCGAUCGGUGAACGCCCCUCUACCACAGAAUGUACUCUGUCGAUACCGGUAGGACAACGAACCCGUGGCUCAGUUGUUAGGCAGUUGGACUUCUAACCAGCAGAUCGCGGGAUCGAACCCCAGGUGUUCCACACCUGAGGGUUGAGUAGGGCUGACUGAUGACAGCUAACAUGCCAGAAAUGGCCAAUCCAGUCUCCCUUGUCUUUGUCGACAAAUCCAUUCCACUCCUGGUUCAUUUGUCGUUAUCGGGCGCUCGCAGACUGUACUUCCGAGAUUGACACCACGAGUCAGUUGGCUUUUGAGCAACGAUCUCAUCACCAUAGUACCGAACUCACGGUAUGCCGACUGAGGUCGGGAGUAGGUAAUAGUCGCUUGGGUGUGGUGUGAACCUAAGAUGUCGUGAUUGCAGGACUGAAGUGAACAUCUCCGCUUUGCCUUGGAACUGGGUGUCUGCAGUUAAUGCAGGUGGCCAUACGGCGACUAACUGGAAAUUCUGCAAUCGCGGUCUAAGAAAAUCUAAACACAAUAAUAUAUUUCGGCGUGGGAAAGAGGGAUAAUUUUAUUUACAGGGGUUCUGUCCAAAGGGUCCUCAACAUAUGCAAUCCUGUCUGGCUUGGUAAGUCACAAUUCCAAGGCCAUAUGCCCCCACCAGAAGUAAAAGCCAGCCUAUCACUCAGUUUUGAGAAUGUCUACAGUGUGCAAAUGCCUUAACCCACAUGAAAAAUAGGGGACAGUUGACUUUUGGAGAACGUUAACACUACUACUACUACUACUACUACUACUACUACUACUACUACUACUACUACUACUACUACUACUACUACUACUACUACUACUACUACUACUACUACUACCACUACUACUACUGCUACUACUAGUAUUAUUAGUAUUACUACUACUACUACUACCACUACUACUGCUACUACUAUUAUUAUUAGUAUUAUUACUACUACUACUACUACUACUCAAUAAAUCCUAAAAAGUAGACUCACAAUUGCUUCCAUGUCUGCUCUAUGGUAGGUGGGAAUUGCGCCCAGAAGAUGACCGGAUUCUUUGCUGGCCCACGAAGAGACAGAAAGAAAGUCCGACCCCUGAUCAAACCCUCCGUGUCCGCAGGUUUUUUCGCGAAACGGUAGGACGCAUGACAGAAUGUAUUUUGCAGAUCCCGCCUGCCCUCUGCCCCACUUAAACCUCCACUCCUCUUUUUUCUCUUUUGCUUCCAACCAGCAGCCGCACAGAACAAACCAACGGAUCGCCAAAGAAACAGCAAUGCAAACCUAGCGCCAAAUAA
Spirometra erinaceieuropaei is the source of this 23013-nucleotide messenger RNA. Lineage: Eukaryota; Metazoa; Platyhelminthes; Cestoda; Diphyllobothriidea; Diphyllobothriidae. The record is from the annotation of a GenBank genome assembly.